Molecule: messenger RNA, 2831 nt
Organism: Cebus imitator (Panamanian white-faced capuchin)
Lineage: Eukaryota; Metazoa; Chordata; Mammalia; Primates; Cebidae
Product: zinc finger protein 431
Exons: 4
Coding region: 306-2006 (566 amino acids)
Biological process (GO): central nervous system development; regulation of transcription by RNA polymerase II
Cellular component (GO): nucleus
Molecular function (GO): DNA-binding transcription factor activity, RNA polymerase II-specific; RNA polymerase II cis-regulatory region sequence-specific DNA binding
Source: RefSeq, a predicted model, not a curated record
UUAGGGAGGCUGGGGCAGAAUUGCUUGAACCUGGAAGGCAGAGGUAGGCAGACAAGGGCUUUUUUUUCUAGGGAGCAGCAAACAAGAUUAGAGAGGUGAGAGAAUGGCAAAUGAAGGGUGAAAAAUCAGAUUUUAGAUCAGAGAAUGUUUUAUUGUGAAGUCAGCAUGCUCUUAGAAGAUACAUAAAAUGAGGUUGUAUGUGAACUCAGACUGUGAAUAGUUCAAAGUUCUGGAGCCUGUGAAAAAUUUUAUUCAGACCACUGGUGACAAAUUCAGCUGAUUCUUUUAAUGGGAAAAAGAAGAAAAUGUUCAGAGUUCUUAUCGAAAAGAGGUCCCAGUUCAAGCCCCAUAAGAGGGUUCUUGUGGUUUCUCUCAAGAAAAAAUUUAGGGAGACAUUGACAUUUAGGGAUGUGGCCAUAGAAUUCUCUCUGGAGGAGUGGCAGAGCCUGAACCCUGCUCAGCAGAAUUUAUAUAGAAAUGUGAUGUUAGAGAACUACAGGAACCUGGUCUUCUUGGCAGAUAUUGCUGUCUCCAAGCAAAACCCGAUCACCGGUCUGGAGCAAAAAAAAGAGUCCUGUAAUAUGAAGAGACAUGAGAUGGUGGCCAGACCCACAGCUAUGUGUUCUUCUUUUCCCAAAGACCUUUGGCCGCAGCAAGAUAUAAAAGAUUCUUUUCAACAAGUGAUACUGAGAAGAUAUGGAAAAUGUGGACCUGAGAAUUUACAGUUAAGAAAAGGCUGUGAAAGUGUGGUGGAUGAGUGUAAGGUGCACAAAGUUUAUAAUGGACUCAACCAGUGUUUCACAACUACCCAGAGCAAAAUAUUUCAAUGUGAUCAAUAUGUGAAAGUCUUUCAUAAAUUUUUAAAUUCAAAUAGACAUAAGAUAAGACACACAGGAAAAAAACCUUUCAAAUGUAAAAAAUGUGAUAAAUCAUUUUGCAUGCUUUUACACCUAAGUCAACAUCAAAGAAUUCACAUUAGAGAGAAUUCUUACCAAUGUGAAGAAUGUGGCAAAGCUUUUAAGUGGUUCUCAACCCUUACUAGACACAAGAGAAUUCAUACUGGAGAGAAACCCUUCAAAUGCGAAGAAUGUGGCAAAGCUUUUAAGCAGUCUUCAACCCUUACCACACAUAAGAUAAUUCAUACUGGAGAAAAACCCUUCAAAUGUGAAGAAUGUGGCAAAGCCUUCAACCGGUCCUCACACCUUACUACACAUAAGAUAAUUCAUACUGGAGAGAAACCCUACAAAUGUGAAGAAUGUGGCAAAGCUUUUAACCAGUCUUCAACCCUUACUACACAUAAAUUCAUUCAUGCUGGAGAGAAACCCUACAAAUGUGAAGAAUGUGACAAAGCCUUUAACCGAUUCUCAUACCUUACUAAACAUAAGAUAAUUCAUACUGGAGAGAAAUCUUAUAAAUGUGAAGAAUGUGGCAAAGGCUUUAACUGGUCCUCCACCCUCACUAAACAUAAAAGAAUUCAUACUGGAGAGAAACCCUACAAAUGCAAUGAGUGUGGCAAAGCUUUUAAUGAGUCUUCAAACCUUACCACACAUAAGAUGAUUCAUACCGGAGAGAAACCCUACAAAUGUGAACAGUGUGGCAAAGCCUUUAACCGGUCCCCACAACUUACUGCACAUAAGAUAAUUCAUACUGGAGAGAAACCUUACAAAUGUGAAGAAUGUGGCAAAGCUUUUAGCCAAUCCUCAAUUCUUACUACACACAGGAGAAUUCAUACCGGAGAGAAACCCUACAAAUGUGAAGAAUGUGGCAAAGCUUUUAACCGGUCCUCAAACCUUACUAAACAUAAGAUAAUUCAUACUGGAGAGAAAUCUUACAAAUGUGAAGAAUGUGGUAAAGCCUUUAACCAAUCCUCAACUCUUACUAAACACAGGAAAAUUCAUACUGGAAAGAAACCUUACAACUAUGAAGAAUGUGGCAAUACUUUUAACCAGUCCUUGAACCUUAUUAAACAAAAUAAUUCAUACUGGAGAGGAAGUCUACAAAUGUAAAGAAUGUAGCAAAGCCUUUAACAAGUCCUCAAUUCUUACUAAGUUUUAAAAAAUUUAUACUGUACAGAAAUUCUGUGAGUGUGAAAAACAUGGCAAAGCCUUUAAUAAGCCCUAAAUUCUUAACAGACGUAAGAUAAUUUAUACUAGAAAGAAACGCUACAAACCAGAAAUAUGUGACAAUGCUUUUGACAACACCUCAAACUUUUCUAACCAUAAAAGAGAUUAUCCUGGUGAGAAAUCCUAGAACUCUGAAGAAUGAGACAAGGCCUUUAAAUGGUUGUCAAACUUGAUUUAGGUAAGCUAAUUUAUGCCAGAGAAAAUGCCUCCACGUGUGAACAACGUGGCCAAACUUGUAACCAAUGCUCAUUCCUUAUUGUACAGGAAAGCAUUUAUACUUGAGAUAAAUUUUACAAAUAUAAAGACUGAAAAACCCAUUUUUAUCUUACUCACAUGUUACUCACUCACAUCUCACACCACAUGCUCACAUCUUAACACCAGAGAACUCACACUUAUACUAAAAGCAUUUAUAAGUGCAAUUUCUAUCAAAAGAUUUUUCAGAAAAUACAAGCUUUUGUAGUGAAGAGUAUUUAUUUGAGGAUGAACAUUACAAAUAUAAAGAGGGUUGUAGUGCUUUACUUGCAUCACAGAUUUUAUUUUAGACAUUUUGUUCUAGAGGAAAACUGAAGUAGUUGCUCAAACUUUGUUCUGCAUCAGGGGAUUUAUAUUCAAGAAAAAUUGUGCAGAUGUAUUAGAUUUGGAAAAACUUUCAAAAACUACAGCUUAGAAAAUAACAGAGUUUAUACUAGGAGAUAUUUUUGCAGAUGU